UUUUAAUGUAUAGGGGGAUGGGAAGAGACUUGUGGUUCAAAUUUAGAUGAGGAAGUGGCAGGACCAACAUUAAAAAGGCAUGGGAAGGAUAGAGACUGUACCAACAAAAAAGACAAGAAGCGUCACCAUCACCUUCAACCACACGUUUAUCAUCACAUUUAUAAAAGAGGUACAAGAACCUUCUACCAUAACCAGAACUAGUGUUUUUAAGUCACACUUGAACCCUUUGAUAGCGCUUAAUAAUAACUGCAAGCACUACUUAAAAUCUCUAGGAAAAUUUUCUGAGCUCUGUGUUUUCAAGAUGAAACUAAGGACAUUAUUUGUCACUUGCUUGCUACUUUGGUCACUCAUGUUGCUAUCAUUAUUCAUCAUCUUCAACCACCGGCUUCUUGAUGCUAUGACCGUCAACAGUCCAAGUUAUUCAGGGAAACCAAGGGAGGAUAAACUGUUAGGAGGACUGCUUAGUGAAGAGUUUGAUGAAGGUUCUUGCUUGAGUAGGUACCAGUCUUCAUUGUACCGCAAGCCAUCACCUUACGAGCCUUCUGAAUAUCUUGUCUCCAAGCUUAAAAGCUACGAGAUGCUUCACAAGCGUUGCGGCCCAGGCACAGAAGCCUUCAAGAGAGCAACAGAACAACUUGGUCAUGACACUAGAUCUUGUGGUGAAUGCAGAUACAUUGUGUGGGUUGCUGUUCACGGGCUUGGAAACAGAAUAGUAUCUCUAGUUUCUGCAUUCCUCUUUGCUCUCUUGACAGAGAGAGUCCUUCUCCUUGACCAAGGCACAGACAUGAGACAUCUCUUCUGUGAGCCUUUUCCGGGUACUUCCUGGUUACUCCCUCAUGAUUUUCCUUUGAUGGAUCAGUUAGAUAGUUCCCGUUGUUACGGAACAAUGCUGAAGACUGAUGCCAUUAACUCGGCUACAACAGGAACCAUCCCCUCCUACCUCUAUCUAUAUCUUAUUCACGAUUAUGAGGAUCAUGAUAAGAUGUUCUUCUGUGAAAGAGAUCAAAAUCUCAUCAGACAAGUCCCUUGGUUGGUCUCCAACUCAAACCAAUACUUUGUUCCAUCUCUCUGGUUGAUCCCUAGUUUCCAAACCGAACUCAUCAAGCUGUUCCCACAGAAAGACACCGUCUUCCACCAUUUAGGUCGCUAUCUUCUCCACCCUACAAACCAAGUUUGGGGUUUGAUCACUAGGUUCUACAAUGCCUACUUAUCAAGAGCAGACGAGACACUCGGUGUUCAAGUACGAGUUUUUAGCAACCCCGACGGAUACUUGGAGCAUGUCAUGAACCAGAUCCUAUCAUGCACACAAAGAGAGAAACUAUUACCUGAGCUGACUACACUUGAAUCACAAGUCACUAAUAAAUCAACAAGCCCGAAGCUCAAAGCUGUUCUUGUCACGUCACUUUACCCGGAGUACUCGGAGAAGCUAAGGGCAAUGUACUGGGAAAGCCCGAGUUCGACAGGAGACAUGGUACAAGUUUACCAACCUAGCCAAGAGAUGUUUCAGCAGACAGACGAGAAGCUUCACGACCAAAAGGCACUCGCUGAGAUGUACCUGUUAAGCCUAACUGAUAAACUUGUCACAAGCGGCCUGUCUACGUUCGGCUACGUUGCUCAAGGUCUCGGAGGAUUGAAAGCAUGGAUACUCUACAGGCCAACGAACCACACAACUCCAGACCCACCUUGCGUUAGAGCCGUGUCGAUGGAGCCAUGUUUCCAUAGACCUCCUCCAAUCAAUGGUUGUCAAGCUAAGACGGUGAAUAGCACUCGUUUUGUUAGGCGUUGUGAGGAGUGGACCACGGGGAUUAAGCUAGUUGAUUCCACAGAUGUGUUUUGAUUGGUAAGCUCUCAUGCAUAUUCUUACAAAGUUCAUCAUUAUUGCCUAAAAUUUAAAAAUAAUCACCAAAGAUUGUUAACCUUACAUUAUGAGAGAAAAUAUUACGUCAUGUAGUCUCACAAGAAGUAUCCAAAGUCAAUAUAUCAGAAAGUCAGAAACUUAAAGGCUGUUCUUGUCA
Molecule: messenger RNA, 2015 nt
Organism: Brassica napus (rape)
Lineage: Eukaryota; Viridiplantae; Streptophyta; Magnoliopsida; Brassicales; Brassicaceae
Product: probable fucosyltransferase 8
Exons: 2
Coding region: 80-1837 (585 amino acids)
Biological process (GO): xyloglucan biosynthetic process; cell wall biogenesis
Cellular component (GO): membrane; Golgi apparatus
Molecular function (GO): galactoside 2-alpha-L-fucosyltransferase activity
Source: RefSeq, a predicted model, not a curated record